AUGGCUCUCUCACGGCAUCAAGAUGACUUUUCAACAAGGCCGCACAGCGUCGAGGAUAUCGUCAGUCGAGCACAGAAUUUCGACUUCAGUCCCAACCUGCCUCUGAAACACUGGCUGCGCUCUGCCCGAAUGCUGCUGACGGAAGCCGCGAACUGGGAGCAUGAGGGAAACCUUCAGAUGGCUUACCUUUACGUAUAUCGACAUUGCCAUCUUGUACUGUCGAAGCUACCGGAGCAUCCCGACUACCGGGAUCCACGGUUCAAGCAGGAUCUUGUUUUGGAACGGAAAGCUAUUCAGAGGAACCUGGUCAAGCUGGAGCAAUGGAAGCCAUUAAUCAAUCAAAACUAUGAACGACAUCUCAAGAAUAAGGAAAGACGGAUCGCUGAGAGGCAGCGAGCGCAAGAACAGUUCAAUCUUGCAGGAAGACAGCCGUCGUAUGAUGGUUCACGCCGAGGAUCAAGGGCUUCCAUAGGGAGUGCAUCUCCAGUCAGUCCAACUCAGACCAUUAACGCUUUCGACAACCGAGACUUUGCGGUGGAUCUAGCUCACCGGGAGAUUCGAAGACGAGAUGCGACCAGGCAAUCAACCACGCAAGCCGGCAUCUCUCCUGCCACAGUCGCAUCACGCCGAAGAGGCAUUUCCACACGAUACACUCUUCCACCAGCACUUCCAGCAAAGGCGCCCCUCUACGACUACUCGGCAACCGAACUGGCCGCACCGACCCUCCCACCAAAAGACCAAAUUGCCACUCCCUCCACGGCAACCCCCUCACCACCUCUCGGAGCAGCACCCACCACCCAACCCUCAAAAUACACCUUCCAAUCCGUCGCCUCCACCGAACGCGGCACGCCCCUCCGCACAAUCCUCCUCCCGCCAACCCUCCGCACCGCCUUCCUCAACCUCGCCCACUCAAACACAGCCCGCAACCUCGAAACCUGCGGAAUCCUCUGCGCAACCCCCUUCGCCAACGCCCUCUUCAUCAACACCCUCAUCAUCCCAGACCAAACCGCCACCUCAGACACCUGUGACACGACCGAAGAAGGCGACAACGCCUUGUUCGACUAUUGCGACUCCCACGACCUCCUCGUCGCGGGAUGGAUCCACACGCACCCGUCGCAAUCCUGCUUCCUCUCUUCGAGAGACUUGCACACGAGUAGUGGAUACCAGGUUAUGUUACCCGAAGCCAUCGCCAUCGUUUGCGCGCCCAGACAUUCGCCUGACUGGGGCUGCUUCCGACUGACGAGUCCACCGGGUCUGGAGCAUGUGCUGGGAUGCACACAGCAGGGAUUAUUUCAUCCUCAUUCAGAGGGGAAUUUGUACACGAAUGCUCUGAAGCCGGGCCAUGUUAUGGAGGCGCCGACGUUGAAUUUCGAGGUGGUGGAUUUGAGGAAGGGGCGGUAA
Molecule: messenger RNA, 1401 nt
Organism: Zasmidium cellare ATCC 36951
Lineage: Eukaryota; Fungi; Ascomycota; Dothideomycetes; Mycosphaerellales; Mycosphaerellaceae
Exons: 2
Coding region: 1-1401 (466 amino acids)
Biological process (GO): protein K63-linked deubiquitination
Cellular component (GO): membrane; endosome
Molecular function (GO): protein binding; K63-linked deubiquitinase activity; metal-dependent deubiquitinase activity
Source: RefSeq, a predicted model, not a curated record